Molecule: messenger RNA, 735 nt
Organism: Parnassius apollo (apollo)
Lineage: Eukaryota; Metazoa; Arthropoda; Insecta; Lepidoptera; Papilionidae
Source: the annotation of a GenBank genome assembly
AUGAGUGAAAAUAAAAUAUUACGGAAUCCUGUAUUGAAAGAAGCAAAUGAAAUAGAACUUAACGAAGAAUGGAGUAACUUUAUGAAAAGAAUUGGUGAAGUUUCUAACAUAAUAAAAGAUCUUGCGAGUGGUGACAAGGAAAGAGCUGAUGCGGCCACAGUGUUAGCGGAUCAGUAUUUGGAAGGAAAAGUUAUAACGGAUGAUAAGAUAGUAAUGAAACUCAAAGACGAUAGAACUAUUAUAAAUAAAAACGCGUUUGAAAGCCUUCAAAAAAACGAUACUGGUGAAAUAUGUAAAGAUGCCUGGAUGGCAGAAAUGAGCAAAGACGCGGAAAAACGCGCCGAGGAUCGAAAGAUACGACGUGAAAAAGCGGACACUUUAAACACGCAGGCCAUUAAGGCUUUCCGGCGAGGCGAGUACGAUAAAGCAUUGUCUUGUUACAAUCGAGCUCUGGAACACGUCAAAGACAAUCCUAUGUUAUACUGCGAUCGUGCACUCACAAAUAUUAAGCUGGGAAACUAUCAAAAGGUCUUCAAAGACUGCGAUUGGGCACUGCGUAUCAAUGAGAAGAGCUUUAAAGCACGAUUAUAUAAAGCCAAAGCUUACAAAGAACUAGAAGAGACUGAUGAGUUUGAAAAAUGUAAACGUGAAAUAGAGGAAAUGUUUCCACAACAUCAUGACCUUAUUAAGUAUUUUCUUGAAAAGGAGGAAAACAUCGAAGGAGAUAACCAAUAA